CCGAAGACGUUCGUACACUGCAUCAAAAUGACGGCCUCCCAAUUAGAGGGAGGAGAGGUCGCGGUAGACCAUCUAGACGUCGCGGACGACGCGGUAGACUUGCAACAAGAUUAAAUCCAACUCCAGAAAUGGAAUUAACUCCGAAUGCUGAAGAAAACGAAAGAACGGAGGAGCCAAUCGCAAACGUAGAAUCUACUGGAAACGUGGCGAAUGAGAGCAUAAAUGAAGCUAUAUCUGACGAUAUUCGCCCACCUUUUCAAAUUACUGAACAAGGUAAUAGAGAGUGGAGGAGGCACGGCAGGCCUCGCAGAUAUCGUGGACGGCGCGGUAGACUUGCAAGAUUGAAUUCAACAAAUCGAAUUCAACAAGUAAAUGGGACUGCAAAUACGGAGGAAGAAACCCAAAGGACAGAGGAGCCACUAGCAAACACGGAAUCUAUUGGAAACGAGAUCAUUGAAAUUUUAGACGAAGAAAGUCAAGAAGAAAAUAAUAUAAUAGAGAACACAAGCGUGGAAUCUAAUAGAAACGAGACAAUUCAAAUCAUAGACGAUGAUAACCAUAUUUAUGAUAUCCCGGAAGACGAUUUCGGUACUCUGGGUCUAUAUGAAGACCAACGGAAUGAUGUACCUUAUCAUCCUACUCCGUCGAAUCCGAUAUCCACGUUAGAUAGACGCACAAAUGGUUCGUGUUGUACCUGUUUGAUCGCAAAUGCCACUCAUAUGUUUGUGCCAUGUGGGCAUUUAUGUAUCUGCACCGAUUGCAAGGAAAGAUUGGAGGACGACAACUGUCCGUUAUGUCGUGUCGAAUACAACAGUUGUAUUCGCGCCAUUAUCACGUAA
Messenger RNA from Trachymyrmex cornetzi, 839 nucleotides. Its product is annotated as baculoviral IAP repeat-containing protein 2. NCBI's taxonomy places the organism in Eukaryota, Metazoa, Arthropoda, Insecta, Hymenoptera, Formicidae. Bases 129 to 839 code for a protein of 236 amino acids. The transcript is spliced from 6 exons. The record is from RefSeq and is a predicted model, not a curated record.